Aureobasidium uvarum is the source of this 357-nucleotide messenger RNA. NCBI's taxonomy places the organism in Eukaryota, Fungi, Ascomycota, Dothideomycetes, Dothideales, Saccotheciaceae. The record is from the annotation of a GenBank genome assembly.
CGAACCAUGUCUACCACCAACCACGACCAAACAAGAUACAAAUUCUGCUAUUUUGUGCCCCCGUCUUCGUUGGUUGCGACCAAAGAGGCAAUCUUUUCUACAACUCUCGCUGGUGGGUUUUCGUCCUUGACGGAUGCUUCACGGGUUUUGUAUACCAAUGUGACAAGUGGGACUGGUCAAUUUAUCCCUGGCCCUGAUAGCACUCCUGAUAUUGGAGAAAGGGGAAAGCUGGAGGUGUUGGAGGAGGUGAGAGUCGAGAUGCAGGUGCAAGGAAGAGACAAUGUCAAGAAGGUUGUCGAAGUGGCUCAUCCCUACGAAGUUCCUGUCUACGAGGUCUACAAGAUGGAGGACUUUUAG